UUCAAUGAAACCACAGUUUCAAACACUCAUGUUUUCUUAUAAAAGACAAGCAGCUCAUUGAAUCCCACCAUCACAAUCAAAAUCAAAAUCAAAAUCACAAGCUACACUAUGGUACACCUCAAAAGUCUUUUCACACUUCUUUUCUUCUUCAUAAUAACUACGUCGCUAGCCGUAACGUUUGCCGGUAAAAUACCAGCGGUCAUCGUGUUCGGCGACUCAACCGUUGAUGCGGGUAACAACAACUAUAUCCCAACGGUCGCGAGAAGCAACUUUGAGCCAUAUGGACGGGACUUUGAUGGUGGGAAACCCACUGGGAGGUUUUGUAACGGAAAGAUUGCGACGGAUUUUAUGUCGGAAGCCAUAGGGCUCAAACCAACAAUUCCGGCAUACUUGGAUCCUUCUUACAACAUUUCAGAUUUUGCAACAGGUGUCACUUUUGCUUCUGCUGCCACCGGCUACGACAACGCUACUUCUGAUGUGCUGUCGGUUCUACCACUGUGGAAACAACUUGAGUACUACAAAGAAUACCAAACAAAACUAGAAGCAUACCAAGGAAAAGACCGAGCCACAGAAACCAUAACCAAUUCUCUCUACCUCAUAAGCAUAGGGACCAACGACUUCCUGGAGAACUACUUCGCCUUUCCGGGACGUUCUUCUCAAUACUCGGUCGAUCUUUACCAAGAUUUUCUAGCUGGAAUCGCCAAAGACUUUGUGACGAAGCUGCACGGACUUGGCGCUAGGAAGAUUUCACUAGGUGGAUUGCCUCCAAUGGGAUGCAUGCCUUUAGAGAGAGCCACCAACAUUGGCACGGGAGGUGAGUGCGUUGGACGCUUUAACGACAUUGCGGUCCAGUUCAACGGCAAGCUUGAGAGGCUUGUUGAGAAGCUGAGCAAAGAGCUUUCAGGUUCCGUCCUCGUUUUCUCAAAUCCCUAUGAACCAUUUAUGCGAAUCAUCAAGAACCCUUCCUCUUUUGGGUUCGAGGUGGCCGCAGCGGCUUGCUGUGCGACGGGGAUGUUCGAGAUGGGAUAUAGUUGCCAAAGGAAUAAUCCAUUCACAUGUUCAAACGCAGACAAGUAUGUGUUUUGGGACUCAUUUCAUCCAACACAGAAGACUCAUCGCAUCAUGGCCAAUUUUCUCAUGAACGACACAUUCUCUCACUUCCUGUAAUGAUUUAUAUGUGUGUGUGUGUCUAGGGAACGGAGGAUGGAGAAGAGAGUAAUAUUAUUAUUAGGGUGUGGUGUCUACAGGGCUUGUUUCCCAUAUUUUUGAUCCAAUAAAUUAUGCACUUUGUAUGUAUUAAAUUAGACUUUGCUUUUGUGUUAAAUAGCGUAACCUAUGUUUCUUUCUGUAUUAUGGUGUGCCUAUAUAGCUUAUUUUAGUAGACAAAAAAAGAGCUCAUGUGUUUUUGUUUAA
Molecule: messenger RNA, 1413 nt
Organism: Brassica rapa (field mustard)
Lineage: Eukaryota; Viridiplantae; Streptophyta; Magnoliopsida; Brassicales; Brassicaceae
Product: GDSL esterase/lipase At2g04570
Molecular function (GO): hydrolase activity, acting on ester bonds
Source: RefSeq, a predicted model, not a curated record